CCAAAACAAAAGAGCGUCCAAGGUCCGCCAACAUAACUUGAUUUCCUGUUGGAUAAAGGGGCGGGGAAUAUUCCCAGAAACAACAAAAAACGACAGAAACAACAGGAAACAAACCGUUUUGUGCUCCAGAUCAUCAUCUUAAAUCUGGUAGUGACCAAGAAAUGGACUGUCAUUUUUCUGUCUGGGGAGUUUUGGCCUUUCUGAGUUUGGCUCUGGUUGUUUCAUUGAUACUGAAUAUUUCCCACUAUAUGAAAAAGAAGCAAGAUAAAAUAUAUAAAGACUAUGAGGACAACAGUCCAAGCUAUGAUGACUAUUACACAGAUGAUGACCCAGUUUAUGGCAAUCUCCAUCAAGAUAAUUUAGAGGAAUGUUGUUACGAGCAGAUGAAGUCCCAGCCUCAAAGGCCAGUUAACCAGCUACAGGUGGAGUCUGCCAAUCAGAUGUGUUACGCCUCACUUGAUCACAGUGUCAAGGGAAAACGCAGAAAACCAAGGAAAAAGAAAGACCCUUCAACAGAGGAGGAUGAAGAAGAAAGAUCAUCUAACCCCACCAUACCGGCUUCCAAAGUUAGCAUUUACCUCAACAGUGAGCAGCUGGCUGCUGAAAACACAGCAAACAUAGAAGCCAUCCAUGAUGAUCCCAUCAGAUUAAUGGGUUUGAUUCAUACUACAAAAGGAGAGAACAUCUGAAAUGGCUUCACAAACCAAAUACGUAAUCAUAAAGUGAGAUCUGCUUGUUCAUUCUGGAGGAACAGUGAAUUAUUAGAGAUAAUAUCCUGGCAAACUGGCACACCAAACAAUGGUAUAAAAUGGGUAAGUUGAGUGUUCCAAAGUGUCUUCCAAGCACAUUUACGGACUAAGCAAGGAAUAAGAUCCAAACUGCCACUUAGAAGGACCUGCCCUUCUGAAGACAUUUUGAA
Egretta garzetta (little egret) is the source of this 919-nucleotide messenger RNA. RefSeq names its product T-cell receptor-associated transmembrane adapter 1. The record is from RefSeq and is a predicted model, not a curated record. NCBI's taxonomy places the organism in Eukaryota, Metazoa, Chordata, Aves, Pelecaniformes, Ardeidae. Gene Ontology annotation, biological process: negative regulation of receptor recycling; positive regulation of T cell receptor signaling pathway. The transcript is spliced from 7 exons. Gene Ontology annotation, cellular component: T cell receptor complex. Bases 162 to 689 code for a protein of 175 amino acids.